This is a messenger RNA of Oldenlandia corymbosa var. corymbosa, 690 nucleotides long. NCBI's taxonomy places the organism in Eukaryota, Viridiplantae, Streptophyta, Magnoliopsida, Gentianales, Rubiaceae. The record is from the annotation of a GenBank genome assembly.
AUGGCGAGAAUCAUCUUGUCCAAUGCAACCAGUUUGCUGCCUUGUAUGCAAUCAAUUUCUCCUUCACCAUCAUCUUCUUCUUCAAUUCCAUUGAAAUCCCUUCAUGUUCAGAAGCAAAAUGUUAGGACUGAACCCAUUACUUGUAACUCACAGCUGAAUCAAGAUUGUUCUUUUCUCACCAAGAGAGGGCUUUGUCUGAGCCUCGCCACAGGGUUUCUGUUUUCCUUAUCUGGGAAAGGUUCUUUUGAUGCCAAUGCUGCUAUUUUAGAAGCUGAAGAUGACGAGGAACUGUUGGAGAAAGUGAAGCAGGAUAGGAAGAAGAGGCUUGAGAGACAGGGUGUCAUCAAUUCUGCUGUUCAAGAGACAGCGUACUUGCAAGAUCUUGUUUACAAGCUCAGUAUGGUUGGCCAGGCUAUAGAGAAGAAUGAUCUACCCGCAGCUAGUUCAGUUCUUGGUCAAAGCAGUGAUACUGAUUGGGUUCUAAAAGUCAAGUCAGCCUUUAACAAGUUGAGCUCCAGCCCUGAGGAGAAAAGUGAAGUAGAAACGUUCAGUACCUCGCUUGAUUCUCUGAUAUCCUCUGUGACCACAAAUGAUAUUCAAGCAUCCAGAAUAGCUUUUGUGGCUUCAGCAAGCGCAUUCGAGAAGUGGACAACAUUGACAGGGUUAAAUGGAAAGCUUAAAGGGCUUUGA